UUGUUUUGUGUUUUUGUAUUUAAGUUUAACUUUUCAUUAAAUGACUGAUCCGUCCAAACAUAAGACAUGACCACUACUACUACAACUACUACUACACCUCCCGGUGUUAACAACAAGCCUUUCCUUGAGUUGGAUGAUCUAAAUGACUGUCUGCACGAGUUUUGGCUAAAAAAUGACUUGUUGUUGACCCGAUGUCGACAACUGUUGGCCCGUGCGAUCAGCCACAAGUCCAACACCAAUAUUGCCAAAAGUUUCGGCACCGGUAUCGGCGGUGCAGGUGCUCUGGCAAUGGCCGCUGGUGUAGGCCUGGCUCCGUUUACGGCCGGUGUGUCCACUAUUGUUACGCUUGGCGGCGCCGUCAGUACGGCUGUUGGCGCGAUGACCGUCUACGGUACCGAUGCCAAUGACUACUGGUUUAAUCGUGAAGUGCACGCCGAGCUCAGAGAGUUGGCCACCGAUCGCAAUGUGUCGGCUGAUCGACUGUUCGACGAGUUGUCCCACUAUGAUGUCGAUCUCAAUCGCUACGACUCAUUGGAGGACAAAAGUCGACCCGUCGGUGACGAUGACGAUAGUCUUGUAAAGUUUUUGCAGUACGUGGCCAACGGAUCGUUGACCGCCUGCAAGGUUGGCGACAAUACUGUCAAAUUGGUCGACGCUAUUAAAGAGUAUCGCACUUUGAAGACAACAAAAGAGUUAGCCCAAAGUGUUGAUGUUGUCCAUAAAGCUGGUUACAGUGUCGGCCAAUUGUUGACCAUUAAAGCGCACGGUUUAAGCGCUAUAGCGGCCGCCACCCGUACGGCUGCGCCGACUAUCGGAAUGUUAGCCUUGAAGUCGGCAUCGGCAGCUUCGGGACUGUUGUUCACAUUCAUAGAUGUGGUAACACUGAUGAAAGACUGGGAUAAACAGCCGCCGACUGUCGACGAAAUUAACAGUUUGGUCGACGACUUGAACCGAGACUCGGCCCUCAUUAUUACGAUCAGUGCAAUGAUGGCCAGUGCUCUGGACAAUAGUCCGUGCAUUCAAUUACCGAUUUCUAUAAAACCUGUUAUUAUCGACAAUAGUGAUAAUAAUGUCGUCAGUGAUGACGACUCCUGGGUUGUCAUACAAGAUAAUGAUCUUAUAUAA
This is a messenger RNA of Oppia nitens, 1125 nucleotides long. RefSeq lists its product as uncharacterized. Gene Ontology annotation, molecular function: lipid binding. The coding region runs from base 67 to 1125 and encodes 352 amino acids. The record is from RefSeq and is a predicted model, not a curated record. The transcript is spliced from 2 exons. Lineage: Eukaryota; Metazoa; Arthropoda; Arachnida; Sarcoptiformes; Oppiidae. Gene Ontology annotation, cellular component: membrane; extracellular region. Gene Ontology annotation, biological process: lipid transport; lipoprotein metabolic process.